GUGCGGACGUGGGUGCGGACGUCGCGUUAAAAAAAGCGUUUUAUUUUUGCCGGUAGCAUUAACGGCCGGCGUGCGUGGGAGAGUCGCUUUAAAUUAUUGCUUGACAGCAGCGGCAAAAACGAGAAUCAAAAAAACAACAAACAACAGAUCGUGAAUGCAAUAAAAGCAAAAAUACAACAACAACAACAAAAUGCGUAACUAAGGUGUUGCAUAUUGUCUUUAGAUAAGAAAACAGUGGGACAACAACAACAACAUGUGUAGUUAAAGCAAACAGCUUUAAAAAAAUAUAUAAGUACAUACAUGCGUCUAUCUCUAUGUAUGCCUGCUGAGUGUGUUAACAAAGAAAAUAAAGUUAUGUGAAAUUUAAUAUCAACGAAUGAUAUCAUUCGCAGUGCAAACGUGAAAAUUAGUAAAGAAAAAAAAAAUAAAGUUAACGAAGAGGUGUACGUGCAUGAAAGUAAUAGCUAAAAUAAAUGAAAAUUGUUGUGCAUACGCCGGUGGUCGUUUAGGGUUUUUGCAGUGUUUGUUUUUGUUUACUGGCACUCGCUGAGUCGUUAAUUCUGCGUCUUCUGCACACACACACACACACAUACACCCACACUCUUGUUGUGUACAUGUAUGUAUAGUUUUUAUGUAUGCGUGUAGUUAUGCGUACGCUUGUGUGUUUGCGUGCUUAAACAGGUUUUUUGCACAGUUGGAGCUCGUCAAAGUGACAAGUGUUGCAGCAGCGGCGGCAGCAACAACAACAACCGAGACUACAACUGCAAUUGCUCAGCAUGUUCAAACGUCAAUUUCGAAUGCGCAACAAUUCUUUAACUUUAUUAUUAUGUUGACAAGCAAAGUCUGUUUAGCGUCAGUAGCUGACCAAAUUAAUAAUUAUAAACAAAUGUGUCAAGUGCAAUAAGUAAAUAGCAACAAUCAAAAAGUCAUACGUAAUAAUAGUAACUAUUGCUCAACAUUUUUAAUAUAAACAAAUAAACGCUUUUGGCCAAUCCAGUACAACUACAACGGCCUCAACACGGAGUCGUUUGAGUUUUUACCCGUUGAGGAGGACGACUUCGACAUGGAUAUAUUACCAAGUGGCAAUAUAUUCAAUGAACUGGAACGCAUCUGCAACACCGGCUAUUUCUCAUCGCAGCCAUCGAUUGAGGAUCAAUGGCAGCAGACGUGCUACGAGCUGGAGCAAUAUCUGCGGGAUGAGCCCAAUUUGCAGAAUUACAAGAAGAUGCAUCCGGAUCUGGAUACGGCCUGGAAUAUAUUCUCAACCGCUCCCGCUCGCUUGCUCGAAGAGCUUAAGAUUAAGAGUAGCCUAGAUGCCAUAUCGACCACAUCCUCUGUCUCGUCCAACUGCUCGGGCAUUUCGUGGGACAGCAGCGCCAGCCAGACGCAGCUGCUCAGCUGCGCGGUGCGCGUCAAGCAGGAGCAUCUGGAUGAGGACGACGAGGAUCUGAUGCCGCACGCUCUUGUUGCCUGUGAUGAUAAGUUGGGCGCUCUCUUCGCAGCGCCAUCCUCAGCCAUAUCACCCAAUCCUAGCAUUAGCAGUGCCGGCAAUAUCACACCCACCAGCAACAGCAGCAGCAGCCACAGCAGCAGCAGCAGCAACACGAGUCGCAGCAGCUGUCUGAGCAGCUUUAAGAGCAACUGCAACACCAUAACAUUGAGCUCGGCCAGUGGCACGGCGCCGGCCAUAAAGGUGCGCGUGUUGCACGCCAAGACGACGCAGCGGCAACAGUUGCAGCUGCAGCCGGGUCAGGGGCAAGGUCAUGUGCAUGACUUUUUGCUGCCCACGCUGACGCCGCCCUCCUCGCCCGAGUCCAGCCUGCGCAACAGUCAAACGUAUGUGCAACAAGCCGUUGCACAGCAACUGCCACUCAAAGUUGAAGCCUGCGAGCUGGCAACACUUGUGCAGCAGCAGCAGCAGCAACCAACAACAGCAAUGCUGCUGUCAAGCGGCUAUAAGCAUGCAACCAAUCUGCAGCUGCAGCAGCAGCAGCAACAAUUGGCCAUGCAACACUUGAGCAUAACGCCGCAGGCGUUGAGCUCAGCCAGCAAUGCCAGCAACAGCAGCAGCAACAACAACAACAGCAGCAGCAGCAGUAGCAACAAUAGCUCCUUAACUAGCAACAACAACAACAACAACAAUAGCAGCAGCAAUAGUAGUGCUGAUAAGACUGCAACGGGGAGUCAGCAGCAGCAACCACACCACAGCAACAUUCCGCGCAGCACCAUCGUACGCUUAACCACAGCCAAUGGCAAACCGGGCAGCGCCGGCAUCAGCCUGGCACGCGUCAUCCAAAUGCAAAACAAUGGCAAUGCCAAUGUUGCUGCUGUGCUCAACGCUGCGGCUGUCAAUAGCAGCAGCAAUACAAACAACAACAACAACAGCAGCAACAACAGCAGCAACAACAGCAGCAGCAAUCAGCAACAGCUAACGCCACAAAUUAUUGCCGUGGUUACGGCUACAGCACGUCCUGAAAAAUCAGCAACUGCCUCUUCCAAAAAUCAUCACCUGCGCCAGCAUCACAGCGAUCACAGCCCGGACGCGAAACGUCGGAUACACAAGUGCCAAUUUCUCGGUUGCAAAAAGGUCUACACCAAAAGCUCACAUUUGAAAGCACACCAAAGAACGCACACAGGUGAGAAGCCAUACAAGUGCUCCUGGGAGGGCUGCGAGUGGCGCUUUGCGCGCAGCGAUGAACUCACACGACAUUAUCGCAAACAUACCGGAGCUAAGCCCUUCAAAUGCCGCAACUGCGAUCGCUGCUUUUCACGCUCCGAUCAUCUGGCUCUGCACAUGAAGCGUCACAUGUAAAGUCAGUUGGCGUUUGGACUAAACAUCACAAGAAAGUAAAUCAAAGUAAGAGUAAGAAAGUUAUCACACAGCUUUUGCUUGUAACAUUCACAUUUGACAUUGAACUAUAAUUCAUAUAGUUAAUGAGAAAACCAACAACAGCAACAACAACAAACUUCGUGUUUCAGUGCCGUAAUAAUAUUUUGUUAGUUUAUUACAAUUGUAAUUUUCCCCCAUAUGCAUUCGCAAAGGCAUUUAAAAAAUGUAGAACAAAUAUUGUAAAGUUUACCAAAGCUAAGAUCUACUUGUAGUAAAAUCGUAAGACACAAAACACACAUUUAAAACAAAACAAACAUACGAAUCGUAAUUAGCCAUAACACACACACACACACAC
This is a messenger RNA of Drosophila busckii, 3185 nucleotides long. Its product is annotated as Krueppel-like factor luna. Gene Ontology annotation, molecular function: RNA polymerase II cis-regulatory region sequence-specific DNA binding; DNA-binding transcription factor activity, RNA polymerase II-specific. NCBI's taxonomy places the organism in Eukaryota, Metazoa, Arthropoda, Insecta, Diptera, Drosophilidae. Gene Ontology annotation, biological process: regulation of transcription by RNA polymerase II. The record is from RefSeq and is a predicted model, not a curated record.